AUGGCUAAAGAAUCAGUAUUGUCUGUGGUAUUAGUAUUAUUUAUUCAUCUUUCUACAUCAAGUCAUGUGUUCCAUGAGAAGACCAGUAUAACAUUCCGACCGGAAUACGAUGCCGAAUAUUUUGGUUUUUCCAUCAUUUUAAGUCCAGAUGGUCUACUAGUUGGUGCUCCAAAAGCUAAAGAACCCAAAGAGUCCUCGGCGGGAAUCAAAACUGGAAUGGUGUUUAAUUGUUCACUAGUCAACUUGGAUGCGAAGUUUGGAUCUUGUACUGCUGUAAAGCGAUCUGGAAGAUCAGGUAAUGAUAACAUGCUCAAUAGAUUGUUGCCUGGUUUCCUUCGAGAUGACAUGUGGUAUGGAGCGUCUAUGGUGCUGCUACCUGGAGGACGACUUUUGGUUAAUGCCCCAAGAUGGACAUCUCCUUAUGGGACGAAACAUCUAUUGAUGAAUGGUGUAAGUUUACUGCAGACAAGGAGAGGAAACCGACCCUUACAUUGUUUAAAAGAUUAUAAUCAUCAAGCUUACGUCACUCAUGGAAGUAGGCGAGAGUAUGGAGCAUAUGGUACCCACCUGAAUUUCUACGCAUAUGGUCAAGCUGGAAUAUCAGCAGCUAUUAGCAAGAUGAACACGGUUAUACUUGGAGCACCUGGUCUUCUACAAUGGACUGGUGGCGUCAUAAGUCUAUCGUUUUUUCCUAAUGAUACUGGCACCUACACGAACAAGUUGCCUACAAUGAAUCCUUACUUCACCAAGGACUUGGGACCUGAUGAAUAUUUUGGUUACAGCGUCGACUCUGGAAUAUUCGACAGUAGAGGCGAGGUGAUGUAUGUGGCUGGGGCUCCACGAUAUAACAUUGCUAGUGGUCAGGUAAUCAUAUUCGUUCCACCAACAGAAGAGCUUGUAAGCUUAACCAUCAAGGCCAAAAUUAAAGGUCCACAAACCGGCUCGUACUUCGGAGCCAGUGUCUGCUGCACAGAUCUGAAUGGAGAUGGGUUUGAUGAUUUACUAGUUGGAGCACCUACGUAUGUGAAGGAUGAUGGUGGUCUACCUUAUGAUCAAGGAGCUGUUUUUGUGUAUUUGUCUAAAGAAAAGGAUUUUAGUUUCAUUUUAGUAGAAAGUGGUAUUGUGACAGGAUCUGGCACUAAUGGAGCAUGGUUUGGACUGACAAUUGCUGAUCUUGGAGACAUUGAUGGCAAUGGAUUUAAAGACGUAGCCAUUGGAGCACCAUGGGAAGAUGACGGCAUCGGAGCGGUUUAUAUUUAUAGAGGAUGUUCAAAAGGGCUUUGUACAGAUAACGUACAACGAAUACAGACAAAGUCGGCUAGAGGUUUUGGAUGGUCAAUAUCUAAAGGCGUUGAUAUUGACCAGAAUAAUUGUAGCGAUCUAGCCAUUGGAGCUCACAAUAGUCAAACGGUAUAUGUCUACCGAGGUAUUCCUACAAUCAAAGUGCACGCAUCAAUCAAGGUUCCUAAUGCAAUAAACCUGCCGUACAAUACUACAAGUUUCCAAGCAGAAUUCUGUGUAUCAUCUCCUUCUAUGGAACUUUGGCCUCAAGUAGAACUUAAUAUUAUUGCGAACAUUGAAGCUGAUUUUGAAUCGAACAGAGCCAUGAUAUCAGGAGAUGCUAAAUAUAACGUCCGUGUAACACCAGGCAUUGAAACUUGCGACGUUCAAGAAAUUGAAGUAAACCCAACUGCUGAUUUAUCGAAGCCAAUCAAAUUGGUGUUCCAACUAGAACCUGAUGAAUUGAUGAAAGACGAUUCGAAUACAUUUUUGAUGAAUGCUGCAAGAUUAUCAGAAGAGUCGAUUUUGGAGACUUCGUUUCUCAUUCAACUAAUGAGGGACUGUGGUGAAGACCUGAUUUGCACUCCUUGGCUAGACUUGACAUUAGAAGCUUUGAAUAAUCCCUAUGUGCCAGGAAGCAACGGAACUCUAGGAGCAAGAAUAACAAUAGUGAACGAAGAAGAACCAGCAUACGCUGCUAAAGUCAACAUUUCCCUACCAAUAUCACCUAAAAGAAUACCUAGCGAAUGUUCCUUAGAAUUUCAACGAAUGACCUGUGAUGUCCCUUCACCUUUGCUUAGAGGUGAAAAGAUUGUUUGGGAUAUUGAACUAGAUUAUGAAAUGAAUUAUGAUGCGAAUGAUACGAGAGACACUCUAUUUGGCAUUAGAGUUGAAUUAAGUGAUCCACUGUACAGACAUGUUACUGACGAUAAUGUCACUGAUUUGUUUAUCAGUGUUGAACAUGAAGCUGAUUUCAGUGUUAGUGGAAAAGCAAUGCCAAAUGCAACGCUAUCGAUUCCAAGAGAUAGUUUAGCAGCUGGAUCAAACUUUACAUUUAAACAUUACUUUCAGAUUACAAAUCUUGGUCCAUCUGAUACAUCUGCUUUAGAAGUUUAUAUUACAAUACCAGAUAAAACAACCUUUUCCACCAACAUCAGUGGUUGUGUACCGACUGAGGCGCCUAAUCAAUGGAUGUAUAUCUGGUCGGUACCAGCGAAAGUGUCCCAUCCGGUUUAUGUUCCUCUGCAAAUAGAUCUUAGUAAAGAAGGGAAUUACCUUUUAGAGAAUACUACUUAUAACGCUACUACUAAAGUUACUGUUCUCUUCAAAAAGAAAGCUACCAAUUACGAGGUGACAACCCGAUUGAUUCUGGAGCCUGAAAGUAUAACUUGGAAAUUAAUAUUGAUUUGUGUGCUUCUCGGCCUGUUAGUGCUUGCCGUGAUAGUGACAAUACUAUACAAACGAGGAUUCUUCCAGAGAACAACUCAUAGAAUGCUACAAGAACAGAAGAACAAUCAGAGAUUGCUGCAAGAAAGUGACUCUUCAUCAGGACAGAUGGAAGAAGAACACGAUGUACCGUUAGAUGAUUCUGAUGAAGAAUUAUAA
Messenger RNA from Spodoptera littoralis (African cotton leafworm), 2886 nucleotides. The record is from the annotation of a GenBank genome assembly. NCBI's taxonomy places the organism in Eukaryota, Metazoa, Arthropoda, Insecta, Lepidoptera, Noctuidae.